Closterium sp. Yama58-4 is the source of this 2211-nucleotide messenger RNA. The record is from the annotation of a GenBank genome assembly. NCBI's taxonomy places the organism in Eukaryota, Viridiplantae, Streptophyta, Zygnematophyceae, Desmidiales, Closteriaceae.
AUGGGGACCGAGCGCAAGCGUAAGAUCAGCCUUUUCGACGUUCCGCCGGAGACGAGCCGUCAGAAGGUGGAUGGAUUCGCAGAUGCGACAUCGGCGGCGGCGGCUGUAAUCGCCGCGGCCUCGGCGAAUGUAUUAGCCGCGGCUGCUUCAACGACGAUCAACCCGUAUAACGGCCGGCCGUACACGCAGCGGUAUUUCGACAUUCUCGAGAAGCGGAAAACGCUGCCGGUGUGGCAGCAGAAGCAGGAAUUUGUGGAUCUGUUGAAGAAACAGCAGAUCAUCGUGCUCGUGGGAGAGACGGGCAGCGGGAAAACGACUCAGAUCCCGCAAUUUGUCGUCGAGUGUUUGAACGCGACGAACAAGAAGCAGGUGGCGUGCACGCAGCCGCGGCGCGUGGCGGCGAUGUCGGUGUCGCGGCGAGUGGCGGACGAGAUGGAUGUGACCAUCGGCGAGGAGGUGGGCUACUCCAUCCGAUUCGAAGACUGCAGCGGACCCAAAACCUGCCUCAAGUACCUUACCGACGGUAUGCUGUUGAGAGAAGCCAUGGCAGACCCACUUCUAGAACGGUACAAGGCGAUCAUUCUGGACGAGGCACACGAGCGCACACUGGCGACGGACGUGCUGUUUGGGCUGCUCAAGGCCGUGCUGGAACACCGGAAAGACCUCAAGCUCGUUGUCAUGAGCGCCACUCUCGAGGCCGAGAAGUUCCAGGGAUAUUUUCACGGCGCUCCCCUCAUGAAGGUCCCUGGACGGCUGCACCCCGUUGAGAUCUUCUACACUCAGGAGCCUGAAAGGGACUAUCUAGAGGCGGCCAUUCGCACGGUGGUGCAGAUCCACAUGUGUGAGCCGCCGGGGGACAUUCUCGUGUUCCUGACGGGGGAGGAGGAGAUUGAGGACGCGUGCAAGAAGAUCGCCCGGGAGAUCCAAAACCUCGGCGACCAGGUCGGCCCCGUCAAGGUCGUCCCACUCUACUCCACUCUACCGCCCGCCAUGCAGCAGAAAAUCUUCGACGCUGCCCCGCCGCCCGUCAAAGAAGGCGGCCCGCCCGGCCGAAAAAUCGUGAUCUCCACAAACAUCGCAGAAACCUCCCUCACGAUCGACGGAAUCGUAUAUGUCAUUGAUCCCGGAUUCUCAAAACAGAAGGUCUAUAACCCGAGGAUUCGCGUCGAAUCCCUCCUGGUCUCCCCGAUUUCCAAAGCCUCGGCGCACCAGCGGGCGGGUCGCGCCGGCCGAACGCAGCCGGGCAAAUGCUUCCGUCUCUACACCGAACGCUCCUUCCAAAAAGACCUCCAGGAGCAGACCUACCCGGAGAUCCUCCGGUCGAACCUUGCGAAUGUCGUUCUAACCCUGAAAAAGCUGGGUAUUGACGAUCUCGUGCACUUUGAUUUUAUGGACCCGCCCGCGCCGGAGACUCUGAUGCGGGCGUUGGAGCUGUUGAACUACCUGGGGGCGCUGGACGAUGAGGGGAAUCUGACCAAGCUGGGGGAGCUGAUGAGCGAGUUUCCAUUGGACCCGCAGCUGUCUAAGAUGCUUGUUGUCUCGCCCGAUUAUAAUUGCUCCAACGAGAUUCUGUCAAUCACGGCCAUGCUCUCAGUGCCUAACUGCUUCAUUCGUCCGCGGGAGGCACAGAAGCAGGCGGAUGAGGCCAAGGCACGCUUCUCCCACGAGGAUGGGGACCACCUCACUCUGCUCAACGUGUUUCAUGCCUAUAAACAAAACGGCGAGGACCCCAGCUGGUGCUACGACAAUUUCGUCAAUGCACGAGCGCUCAAGGCAGCGGACAACGUGCGCAACCAGCUGGUGCGCAUCAUGAUGCGCUACGGGCUCAAGAUGUGCUCCACGGCCUUCGAGUCGUCCGCCUACUACCCCAACAUCCGCAAGGCGCUCUUGGCCGGAUUCUUCAUGCAGGUGGCACAUUUGGAGAGGACAGGGCACUAUCUGACAGUCAAGGACAAUCAGAUAGUGCAUCUGCACCCAUCAACAGGCCUGUCCCACAAGCCAGAGUGGGUGAUCUACAACGAGUUUGUUCUCACCACCCGGAACUUCAUCCGCGUUGUCACCGACGUCAAGGGCGACUGGCUACUGGACAUCGCCCCGCACUACUACGACUUGGCCAACUUCCCUCAGUGCGAGGCGCGGCGGGUGCUGGAGCGCAUUGUGCUCGUGCGCAACCGGGACAGAGUCGAGGCAGCUAAAAAGGGGGAUAGCUAG